Molecule: messenger RNA, 986 nt
Organism: Salvia splendens (bonfire salvia)
Lineage: Eukaryota; Viridiplantae; Streptophyta; Magnoliopsida; Lamiales; Lamiaceae
Product: NADH kinase
Exons: 5
Coding region: 1-942 (313 amino acids)
Biological process (GO): NADP+ biosynthetic process; NAD+ metabolic process
Molecular function (GO): NAD+ kinase activity
Source: RefSeq, a predicted model, not a curated record
AUGGUGCGGAAGAGACUGCUGCUGCUGUUGAAGCCAUCUUAUGAUCUAUCGCUUCACACCACCGCCGCCGCCACCACCGCCUCCUCCAACCGCGACAAGGUGUUGAAAUACUUGCAUAACAGGACGUUGUCUCACAAAAACACGGUCAACUUCUGCCAGAAAGUUUUGAGCAAAAAAUCCGUUGAAUGGGAAACUGCUCUCCGUAGUGAGAUUUCUGAGCCUAUCCGUGAUGUUGAUCUGGUCAUUGCAAUUGGAGGUGAUGGCACACUACUACAUGCAAGCCAUUUGGUGGAUGAUUCGAUCCCGGUCCUUGGAGUUAAUUCUGAUCCUACUCAACCAAAAGAAGUAGCAGAAUUCAUUGAAGAAUUUGAUGCAACAAGGAGCACCGGAUAUCUUUGUGCUUCCACUGCCACCAACUUUGAAGAGGUUGUAGAUGAUAUCCUCGAGAAUCGUGUCAAACCAUCCGAACUAUCACGGAUGGCCAUUGCUAUCAACUCAAAGCCUAUUCCUACGUAUGCUCUCAAUGAUAUUCUACUCGCUCAUCCAUGUCCUGCAACAGUUUCUCGAUUCUCAUUCAGGAUCAAGCAAGAUGGGGAGCCCUCCCCUCUACUUCACUCGAGAUCAAGUGGCCUCAGAGUGUCGACAGGCGCUGGAUCAACGGCUGCAAUGCACUCAGCCGGUGGAUUCACAAUGCCCAUCUUCUCCAGGGAGCUGCAGUACUUGGUGAGGGAGCCCAUUGCUGCAGGUUCAAACUUAACACACGGGUUUGUAAAAUCGAACGAGACGAUGGAUAUCUCCUGGUUCUGUAGAGAAGGGAAGCUGUACGUUGAUGGUUCGAAUGUGUUCCAUUCUGUAGAGCUAGGGGAUACGAUAGAAAUGUCUUCUAGGGCUCCGCAGUUGAAAAUGUAUCUGUCACCCGAAAUUAUAUCACGUAACAAGUGAAUACACAGAUAUAUAUGAUGUCUCGAGUAGUUUGCAGAUGGUAA